This is a messenger RNA of Lagenorhynchus albirostris (white-beaked dolphin), 1539 nucleotides long. RefSeq names its product layilin (gene LAYN). The transcript has 7 exons. Lineage: Eukaryota; Metazoa; Chordata; Mammalia; Artiodactyla; Delphinidae. The record is from RefSeq and is a predicted model, not a curated record. Bases 159 to 1280 code for a protein of 373 amino acids. Gene Ontology annotation, molecular function: hyaluronic acid binding.
GGCUCCGCGCCCUCCCCGCCUCCUCCGGGCGCCGGGUCCGUCGGUCCUCUGGAUGUGCUGCUGCCGCCCGCCGUUGAAGUUGCGGGGCACGCCGCUGCCGGUCUUCCCGCUCCACCGCCUUAGCGCCCCGGCGUCCGAAGGCGCACCCGAGCCGGGCCAUGCAGCCUGGAGCGGCGCUGCAGGCCGUGCUGCUGGCAGUGCUGCUGGCAGGGCUCCGGGGCGCGACGGGUCGCCUGCUAAGCGGUCAGCCAGUCUGCCGGGGAGGAACGCAGAAGCCUUGUUAUGAAGUCAUCUACUUCCAUGAUGCUUCUCGAAGACUGAACUUUGAGGAAGCCAGAGCAGCCUGCAGGAGAGAUGGGGGCCAGCUAGUCAGCAUCGAGUCUGAAGAUGAACAGAGACUGAUAGAAAAGUUCAUUGAAAACCUCCUGGCUUCUGAUGGUGAUUUCUGGAUUGGGCUUAGGAGGCGUGAAGAGAAACAAAGCAAUGGCACAGCCUGCCAGGACCUUUAUGCCUGGAUCGAUGGCAGCACAGCAACAUUUAGGAACUGGUAUGUGGAUGAGCCUUCGUGCGGCAGCGAGGUCUGCGUGGUCAUGUACCAUCAGCCAUCAGCACCCGCCGGAAUCGGGGGCCCCUACAUGUUCCAGUGGAAUGACGACCGAUGCACCAUGAAGAACAAUUUCAUCUGCAAAUAUUCCGCUGAGAAACCAACAGCUCCUUCUACAAGGCCUGGAGGUGAAGGAACAGAGACAGCAAUGCCCAUACUUCCAGAAGACACAGAGAAAGAAGAUGCCACAGAAACACUGAAAGAAAGCAAAGAAGCUGCCUUGAAUCUUGCCUACAUCCUAAUCCCCAGCGUCCCCCUUCUCUUCUUUGUGGUCACCACAGGUGUAUGUUGGGUUUGGAUCUGUAGAAGGAGGAAACGGGGGCAGCCAGGCCCCAGCACGAAGGAGCAGUGCCCCACCUGGCCCGCUCCUCAGCCGGGGAACAGCCCGGACCUAGAGGUUUACAAUGUCAUACGAAAGCAGAGCGAAGCUGAUCUAGCCGAGACCCGGCCGGACCUGAAGAACAUCUCAUUCCGAGCGCGCUCGCGAGAGGCCACUCCCGACACUGUGUCCUGUGACUAUGACAACGUGGCCAUGAACCCAUCCGAAAGCGGGUUCGUGACGCUGGUGAGCAUGGAGAGUGGCUUCGUGACCAACGACGUUUAUGAGUUUUCCCCGGACCGAGUGGGAAGGAGCAAGGAGGCCGAGUGGGUGGAAAAUGAAAUAUAUGGUUAUUAGGAUGCACGAACGAACCCUGAACUGACAAGAAUGGGAAAGAAGAGAGAAGCAAAAGUCUAUUUUCUGUAAGGAAAACACUCAGAAGGUCUGUGAAAGUGCUCAGCUCAGGUCCUGGGGGUGAGCAUGAGAUCCCCUGUUGGAUCUGCAGUUUGGGCUAUAUCCCUUAUCCCAGUCCCUCACCUGGCUGGAACUUCUGAGAAAGCACCUUGUCCAGCGUCUGGCACAUAAUAGAAAAUAAACAACUGAUUGUUACAACUGA